Nezara viridula (southern green stink bug) is the source of this 4853-nucleotide messenger RNA. The record is from the annotation of a GenBank genome assembly. Lineage: Eukaryota; Metazoa; Arthropoda; Insecta; Hemiptera; Pentatomidae.
GCAGGUAAACCUUUAAUAUAUUCUUGAAAUUUAAAUCUGACAAGUUAUGAACGAAUAAUUGUUUAAGAAAUAGUUUUCCUACUGUAGAACAGAACAUUUUUUUAGACGUCAUAUUUGCGAUUUAUCUAUCGAUGGCGAACAAUUUAUACCCACAAAUUAUUACAACGAAAUUAGUAUUAAUUUCCUUUUAAUAAUCGGGUAUCCGAUAAGGUGAUAAGACUACGCAAUUUAAAAAUAAUGACUGACCACCCACGAUAACCUUACGUUUUAGCAGAUAUCAACAAACCAACAAUAAUCCACAACCGCUAGCAAAGAGAGCGGUGUUAUUCAACAGCAACCCUCCAUCGAGGAAGGAGUGUCAAUCUUCCGCAAAAAUUGUUAUCUAUCCAUGAAAUUAAUACCAAGUUAGGAAACUUAUCCAAGUAGAAAACUUGUUAACCGAAUCGAAAAAUCGUAAACCUUCAAGAAAACUGGAAAAAUCAGCAAUAAAUAACAACAGUUCCAGCUUGAAUCUUGAAUAUAACUUCAAACCUAUUCUUCAAAAAGGUAGAAAAUUUCUUAUAAUUUUUUUUUUUUUUUUAAAUUAAAACUGGUUUAAUCACCAAACUACAAAUGGACAAAACAGAAGUAAAAAACACUAAUUCAACUCUCAUUAAAAAUAUCUAUGAUUUUCUGAAAAAUGGAGACAAACAAAUAAAAUACAGUCCGAGCAAAGACAUAGUUCUACUGCUGGGUAACACUGGAUCUGGAAAGAGCACACUGACUCACUAUAUUUCUGGAAACGCUCACAAGCUCUUGUCUCAAGAAGUAGAGGAAGGAACAGGCGAAUAUGUGAUUGUUGACCAACAAGAUAAAAUAAGUAGUGCCUCUACUAUAGUGUCUCAAACAAUUUAUCCAGAUUUAGUAGAAGAUGCAACGACUAACACAAUUUAUUACGACUGCCCGGGUUUCAGUGAUACCAGGAGUGCAGCCCAUGAGAUAGCUGCCACAUACUUCAUUAAAAAAGUAAUCGAUUCUGCUAGUGCAGUGAAGAUGGUUUUUGUAGUGAGCCAUCAUUCAGUCACCAGAGGAGCAGACAGGCAGGACUUCAUUCUGAUGCUGCAACACGCCACAGAUUUCAUAAAACAAAUGGAUAAGUUUAAAAACAGUAUAGCCCUUGUAGUCACCAAAAUAGAAAACAGAUAUAUUGGUAACAAGUUAGUGUCUGAUGAAAAAGUUAUUAAUACCAUCGGACACUAUCUAGAGCAAGCUAAGCGAGACAUAGAUGAGCAUCCAGAGAUGGUAAACACAGCUGGUAAGAGCUCUGACAGCAAAGAGAAAGUAUUGUCCCUUCUGGAUAUCUUCCUGAGUAAGGGGGAAAAUGGACAAUACACGAGAAUAGGAAUUUUUCGGAAGCCAAAUGAAGCUGGAUCCAUCAGUGAUAUUGAAUUGAUGAAACAAGGAAAAAUUUCAUUAGAAAAUUUGACGAAUAAAAAUAUUCAAUUUAUAAAAGUAACUGAUAACGAUUUUGGAUACACAAUUUCAGCAAAAUCCAAAGUCCAUAUCAGUGGCUUAACUGAAGAAAUAAACAAAACUAUUGUGAAACAAUUACUCGACAUUGGGCGGGAGGUGAAAGAACACUGCAUUGCACAAGAAGGAAAAAACUCAGAUCUAGAAAAUUUGAUUUCUACAUUUCAAAAUCUAAGGGAACCUUUCUCAAAAUUACAGGAAAGCGCUAUAAAGGAUACAAUAACACCUGAGAUGUUUAUAAGGGAAAUUGACACUUAUAUUAAAAAUUCCAAAAUUAGCAUCUCUGAUCAAUACAUUCAAGCAGUACAGAAGGAAGGAGAUUAUAUCAAUUUUCUUAAUCUUGUCAGCAAUAAAUCAAUAAAAAAUCAUAAAUCGUCUUUAUUGGCAGCAGGUCUUUCAAACCUGACAGAGUACCUUAAUGAAUCACAUUUAUUUUAUAAUGUUCUGAAAAGUAUGCAUCAAAGGUUAUCAGCAUUUGACAUACAGAAAAACAGAAAUAAGUAUAACACUAUACAUGUGAAUGAAUUAAAGGACUUGUUCCAAUCUUCUAUUUUCAUUGAAAUUGAUACCAUUUUUAAAGAACACAGUCAUAUGAAGGAAAUGAAACUUGGCACGUCGAAGUUGAAAUUAUUGAACAAAGUUUUGGACGAAACCCUUAAAUAUCAAAUUAAAAUCAUCAAUCCUAAAAUUGAUAAAGUCAUAGUUAGGGGCGUAAACGUGCAGCUGAGUGACCUGAGUGAUCUGUUAAAUAAUAAUGACAUCAAAUUUCUUGAAAUUUAUGCACUAAAUAAAAUGUUCAUUGACACUAAUUUUGAUUUGACAGGUAGAGAAAUACAAAUGACUAUUGUAGCCCCUGUAUGGGAAGUUAUAGGAAAUCAAAGUAUAAUAUUAGAUGGAAAGCCGGGUAUGGAUCAUUCCCCUUCGAAGGCUAGAAGUGGAACAGGAUAUGGUGAAAAUGGAUUCGACGGACGACCUGGAGAACCAGGCGGGCCUGCUGGCCAUUUUAUAGGAAUAGGAAAACAUUUCAUCAAUGAGGAAUAUCUGCAUAUUUCAGCCAAUGGAGGGAAUGGUGGAAGUGGACAGGAUGGAGGUGAUGGUGCAGAAGGGCAUGAUGGUGCGCACUGUCCUACUAGUUGCAGAAAUUCAGAUGGUUUAUUAGUAACUAUAUUUUAUAACACGGAUGAUGCAGAAUAUUACGGAGGAACAGGUGGUCAUGGAGGCAACGGUGGCGCAAGUGGUUAUGGAGGGCUUAAAGGAAGUAUUUACAUAAAAAAAGUUGGAAGAGAAUCCGGAAUGAUUCAAGCACAACAAACUGCGCGAGAUGGUUAUCCUGGAGAAAUCGGAUUAGGUGGCAGUAGCGGAAAAGGAGGAAGAUACUUUUAUUAUAAAGUUAGAAAUUAUAUUGGUUUUGUGCAUACAACUUCUUUUGAACCAAUAAAUAAAUGGGGAAGAGAUGGAAUACCAGGAAGUGAUGGCUCAAAUGAAUGGGGAAGGAGGGACACAUGGAUAUUAAAAAAGUUGAUAAAUCUUAGCAAUGCCGUAAUAGAAUAUAAGAACUACUUACUAAGCAAUAUAAACAAUAAUUUACAAGAAAGUAUGUUAAAAACAUUUCUAAGUGAAAUAGAUAAUAAUCAAACGUCUGUUACACAGCCUACGAAUCGUAAAAGAAGAAAUGUUAUUAAUUUCACAGACAUUGAAAAUUCAGAAGAGCAAUUGAAAAACAUCAACAUGCAUGAACAUGACCCAACAGAAAUCGAAUCACAAAAUAAUGAUCGAUAUGUUAGUGACAGAAAGGAAAAUUACAAUUUGGCUCUUCAUUACCAUCUUCAAGACAGUAAACAUGUACCCAGCAAUUUAUUUUUAGAAACCGAAAGAAUAAAGCAAAGACCUUCCAAACCUAUCUUUCCAAUUUCUGUCCAAUUGGAAAAUAUGAAAACUGAGAAACAUACUAAUAUAAACAAUCAAUACUCUUCAAUAAACCUUCAUGGAAACUUAUUGUUGUCCGAAAUGGUUCUAAAGAAAUUUAUGGGAAAAGAAACCUGGUUGAAUAAUGAUUAUAAACGCAGUUCUAAGGAACGGAUGAGCUCAGCACACGACUUAGCAUACAGCUACUAUCUGGAACAUUGAUAAUUACACACAAGCCAUGUCAUAUUUCCCAACCAACUAAAAGCUGAUAGACUGCUCCAUUGACUUGAACCUUGGUCGAUACAUCCAAUCGUAUCCCCAACUAUCCAUUGGUGCAGGACAACUCUAUGAUAUUAAUAUAAAAAUAUUUAGUAGUAAAAUACAAUAAGUGCAAUGUUAUUAUAUUAUAAAAUUAUACAAAAAUAAUAAGAACAGCAAAUCAAGAAUGCUUUUGAUUGUACAUAUAGAAUUAGGAAAGUAAAGUUCAAAUUAAGAAAUGCUUUGAAUAACACUAAAAUUAUAUAUAUAUUUUAAUUUAUUUUAUUUUAAUAAGAACACUUCUUAUUAGCAGCUAAUUCUAUUCAUAAAUAUUAUAUUAGAAAUGAAAAAGUAAUGUAACAUAAAUACAAGUCUUAAAUAAUGAAUCUAUUUAUAUAUAUCUAUAUACUAUGUAAAUUGAAUAAAAAUAAUUAAUGUUAAAAAUAACUUAUUUUAUGACAACACUUAUAUUAUACUUGUAUAUGUAAUUGAAAAUAAUAAAAACAGGUCUAUAUAUAUCCAGGAGCAUGAAAGUAAAGGGAUAAACUUGCUCAAGAUCCUAAGUAGAGAUGUUCGAAAAAUACCGAUAUAUCGAUAUUUGUAAAAUAUAUAUCGUUAUUUUUAUAAGAUAUUAUUUAUUACGAUAUAUAUCAGUAUUGAAAUAUGAGUACCAAAAACAUUAUUUAAAAAACUGAACACAAACAAACUUUCAAGAACAAUGGAUUCAGUUAAUAUUGAGUGGAGUGAUUCUCAUAUUUAAUUGAACACACUGAUUAAACCUAGAAUAAAACCCUUAAUCGCCACUUAAUCAGAAGGAAGCUUAAGAAUAACCUCACCCUGUAACAAGCUAAAACUAUUAUUUUUUUUUUUCCUUACCUUCCCAUUUUAUUCACCAAAUAUUUACAAAAAUACCAGAUUGUGAUAUAUCAUCUUGUAAUAAUGAAAUAUUUUGUACUUUAGGCAGUAAAGAUAAAAUUAAUAAAUUAAAUGAUAAUUUUAUUUAAGAAUUAGUACAAGUGUUUUCUUGCUUUUGGUGAAUCUUAGGACCCUAAAAUAUCAGGGAUUACUUUGUCCAAUGUGUACUGGCAAAAAUACAGAAGAUAGCAUGGAAAAAACAUAACAUUUUAUAUCUCUGGUUCUAAUGAAGAAAGAAAAUUAAGUUUUUUUUUUUUGUUUAUUUU